Cuscuta campestris is the source of this 1618-nucleotide messenger RNA. NCBI's taxonomy places the organism in Eukaryota, Viridiplantae, Streptophyta, Magnoliopsida, Solanales, Convolvulaceae. The record is from the annotation of a GenBank genome assembly.
CCGUAGUGAUCAAAUUUGUGGUUUGAGAAACUUUAAGAAUUUAAUUCUCUAAAGAUAGUAUUAUUUAAUUAUGAAACCUUAUUUGCUCAAAGUAGUGGCAUUUCUUGCCCUUAUAACCAUUUUAAGGGCAGCCGAUGUGAAGGGGCAUGAUUAUGGCGACGCCUUGUCAAAGAGUAUCCUAUUUUUUGAGGGACAAAGGUCCGGUAAACUGCCCUCCACCCAGCGCAUGACUUGGAGAAAAGAUUCUGCCCUCCACGACGGUUCUGAUUGGAAGGUGGAUUUGGUAGGGGGGUACUAUGAUGCCGGAGACAACGUGAAGUACAGCUUUCCGAUGGCGUUUACCACCACAAUGUUGGCAUGGAGUGUGGUGGAAUACGGCGGCGGCAUGGGCGGCGCCGAGUUGCCCCACGCACUCGAGGCGAUACGUUGGGCAACCGACUUUCUGAUGAAGGCUACGAGCGAACCGAACGUAGUUUACAUCAUGGUGGGCGACCCGAAUAGCGACCACAAUUGCUGGGAGAGGCCCGAGGACAUGGACACUCCUCGGACCUCUUACCAGGUCAAUGUAACCGAUCCGGGCUCGGAGGUUUCUGCUGAGAUCGCCGCCGCCCUGGCGGCUUCUUCCAUUGCUUUCAAGGAUUCUGAGCCUUCUUAUUCCAAGUCCCUCCUUCAAAGGGCCGCACAGGUUUUUGAGUUUGCUGAUAAAUUUAGAAGCUCAUACAACUAUAGUACAAAGGCAGUUUGUCCAUUCUAUUGCGAUUUCAGCGGCUAUGAGGACGAAUUGCUAUGGGGAGCAGCAUGGCUCUACAAAGCCACAAAUGAUGUACGACAUUUGGGUUACGUGACCAAAAACAUAAAUAAAAUCUGGACGGCCGGAAGUUCGUUUGGAUGGGAUAGUAAGCACGCCGGCAUUAAUGUCCUCCUCUCCAAGUAUGCUCUAAGUGAGGGGAGCAAAAACAAUCUUCCAUUCAUUUCCAAUGCAGAUACACUCGUGUGUGCGGUCCUUCCGGAAUCGCCUCUGAGUCGCGAGACGUUCACUCCCGGAGGACUGAUAUACCAAAAACAAAUGGUGAGCAUGCAACGACCCGUAUCUUUGUCGUUUCUUUUGGUCACGUAUGCGACUUACUUGGGACAGUCCAAACGGACCACUAUUGACUGUGACGGCAAAGCUAUUGCAACUUCCAGGCUUAUUGAGUUUGCCAAAUCUCAGGUGGAUUACAUCCUCGGAAAUAAUCCGAUGAAGAUGUCGUAUAUGGUGGGGUACGGCGACAAGUAUCCCCAACGAAUACAACAUCGCGGGUCUUCGUUGCCGUCCAUUGAGGCCCAUCCCCAGCACAUUGGAUGCAAAGACGGGACUCCAUACUUCCAGAGCCCAAAGCCCAACCCAAACAUUCUUAUUGGGGCACUGGUGGGAGGGCCCAACGACGGAACGGACCAUUUUCCAGAUGAUAGAGUUGAUGCGGGCCAGUCCGAGCCCGUUACUUAUCUUAAUGCGCCUUUCGUCGGCCUCUUGGCUUAUCUCAAAGCAAAUUCCCAUUAAUAAAUUAUUUGAUGGGCUAUUAGCUAAUUAAUUAAUCAAGAUUUAUACGGAGUGUAUAAUUAAAAAUGUUCAAUUUAU